Molecule: messenger RNA, 2635 nt
Organism: Zophobas morio
Lineage: Eukaryota; Metazoa; Arthropoda; Insecta; Coleoptera; Tenebrionidae
Gene: Kni
Product: knirps-related protein-like
Exons: 3
Coding region: 368-1357 (329 amino acids)
Biological process (GO): regulation of transcription by RNA polymerase II
Cellular component (GO): nucleus; chromatin
Molecular function (GO): estrogen response element binding; nuclear receptor activity; zinc ion binding
Source: RefSeq, a predicted model, not a curated record
AGUCAUUCUUCGUUUGAUCUUCGUUGUGGUGCAUUACCUUACCCGCAGGCAACGAUUGAGGACACCCCAACUACAACAAUUGCCGUCACUUCCACUUAUUACACCAUUCCCUCUAAUUAGAACUUAGUCAAUAAAUGAACUCGAUCCAGCGAGUGUUAAGUGAUUAAAAUAACAUCACCUAAAUUGUGGGAUUUCAAAAUUAACACCAGUGAAAGUGUAGUUGUUUUUGUUAUUAACAAGUGUUAAAUCUUCGUUUAUUAAACUAGAGCAGUCAUUAGUUCGAAUCAUGUGUAAAGUGAUGUCCGCAAGCUAGUGCUUCGUGUACCGCAGGACCUUGCAAGGACUUUGUCACAAUUGCUAUUCUAAGAUGAAUCAAACGUGCAAGGUUUGUGGAGAACCAGCAGCAGGAUUUCAUUUUGGAGCUUUCACAUGCGAAGGUUGUAAGUCAUUCUUUGGAAGAUCAUAUAACAACCUGAGUUCUAUUUCUGAAUGCAAAAAUAACGGCGAAUGUGUUAUUAACAAGAAAAAUCGAACAGCUUGUAAAGCGUGCAGACUUAGAAAAUGUCUCAUGGUAGGUAUGUCCAAAAGUGGUUCAAGAUAUGGUAGAAGAUCAAACUGGUUCAAAAUUCAUUGUUUGCUUCAAGAACAGCAGCAACAACAUCAACAAUCGGUAAAUCCCAUCCAAGGUGGUAUGAAACCUUCACAAAAAACGCCACCACCUCCGCAACCCCUAGGUUUAAGUCUCUUGAACAGUCCAUUUAGUCAUCCACUGAUACAGCAUAUCAAUAAAACCAAAGAAGAACUGAUGCUUCUUGGACUUGAUGAAUAUAAAAAUUCUGCUUCUCCAUCUGUAAGCUCACCCGAAUCGCACAAUUCAGAUUCAUCAGUUGAAAUUAGCGACGCUAGGAGACUACCUCUGUUUCAUGGUUUAAUCCCACCAUUUUUGCCUCCGCAUGGUCUACUGUUUUCUCCGGGUUACACGCCACUCUAUCCGAACAUUUUACAACCGACUAACAACAACAAUAGAUUAAUUAGAAAUCAUAACCCAGGUGCAGAAGUGUUUAAUAAAAGAGUAUUCCUUGAUGCUGUGUUACAAUCACAAAGAUCUCCAACUCCGGAAGUAGAACCGCCACAUUCCGUUGAAUCAUCAGUACAAGAAGACCCCAUAGACUUAAGUAUGAAACCCUUGAGUGAGCGAGGAUCGUCACCCACGCACAGUGAACGUUCAGAUUCUGUCCUAACUGAAAGAGGUGCUGGCAGUGAAGCAGAUGAAGAAAGUGACUGUGAGUCUGAAAAAGGAAUCAAGAGGAUAAAACUAGUUAGACCAGCACCACUAGAUUUAACUACAAAAGUGUGAUAUCUUUUAUCUGUUUUCAUUGUGUUCCAGUCAAACAGCUGACAAAAAAAAUUGCUAAUUAGUUAAUAGUUCGUAUUGUUGAUAUUAUCCGUAUAAUUCCGAAUUGAAAAGUAUUUUAAUAACAAGCGUGGGAAUAUUGAAAACACGUUAUUGAAAGGAUGUGACGUUGACGAAUGCUCCAACUCAACCAGGAACAAUACGGCAUUAAUGUGCAAGACUUAAUCAACGUGUUGACCUGCCUCACAAUUGGGUUGACCCCUCCAAUUGAUUGAUGGGCUAUCCUUAUAUCUGUAUAUCGCAUAUAUUCGCUCCUAUUUGCAGCUCGCUAAUCGUCUAUCAACUUCCAAUCUAAACGUAUCGUUAACGUAAUUAUUAAGCUGACUGUACACCAUUAAUCUUGCACCGAUGAUGGCAGCUAUUAGCGUCGAUCGUGUGCGCCUAACUGCAUCAUGACGUAUUUUACGUUAUCAGACAAGAAAAUUGUUGACUGACCUAACAAAAGUUAGGUCGAUAUAAAGAAUAAAUACAGAUACAAACAGUACUUGUGGCCCGUAAAAUGUAUAAUGAACUAUUUUUAGCGAUUUUUGUUUCGUAAUUUCGUAAUUAUGGUACAGUAAACCAAUAAGUACGAGUAAUUACAUUCAGAGUUUUUGGCCUAAUUUAUAAGAAGCAGAACACCACGUUACCAUUAAAUACAAUAUCUUAGGUUCGUAAAACCAGAAUAACAAUUAUUUAUUCGUUUAUAAAUAAUGUUUUUGAUAAUUCGUCAAAAAUGAUAUAUACUUGUGAAAAUAAUUUUGUAGAUAUUUUCAGUUUAAUUUUUGUCAAUUUUACAAGUGAUAUAUUGUUUAGUUACUUAAAACAAUAUGUGAAUUAGUUGGCCAGUAUAUUUAUGUUCGUGUAAGCUUUGUACGAUAAAUUUUAUAUUAUAGCUCGUUUGUAAAUAAUUACUUAUACAAGCAGUGCAAUGUUAGAUUUUAUUUUUCACCUGUGUUUAAUUUAUUCAUACUGAGAUCGUUAUUUUUUCUCUCAUUUAUUUUUAAUUAUUCUUCUAGCAUGUUGUUAUAUUUCUGAGUGUGUAAUUGCACACUUAGAGAAGCCACUAUUAAAUGGGCAUUAAAAAUAUAUAUGUAUUUUACUGUAUAUUUCAUUGUUGUUGAGACUUAUUGUGUUCGUUCGUGAUUGAAAAUUUGUUUGUUUAUCAGGGACUAGGGCCAGUUGAAUGUAUAUGAAUGCAUGAGAGUGAAUGUAUGAUCAUCGUUGUAAAUCAAGUUAAAA